Messenger RNA from Chrysoperla carnea, 2308 nucleotides. Its product is annotated as MKRN2 opposite strand protein. The transcript has 5 exons. The coding region runs from base 379 to 996 and encodes 205 amino acids. The record is from RefSeq and is a predicted model, not a curated record. Lineage: Eukaryota; Metazoa; Arthropoda; Insecta; Neuroptera; Chrysopidae.
CCUGUUCACAUUAUUUGUUCUGAAUAUUUUAUACAAAUAAGUUUAAAAGAUAAGUGGUCUUUGUGCGAUUGAAAACUGCAUCAUGGAGAACCCCAUUCACAACCACCAUUAACAACUGACAACGUAACAUUAACAAACUUAAUAUAACCUUUACCAUACAAUGGUCGCUGGGCAUCGCGUAAUCUCUCUCGAUUCAAAUAUUAUCUACACUAACACUCCGAGUCUCUUUUAUCUAGACCAGUUUGUAUAAUCAACCCCCUUCGCGAACAUAACUAUUUUAGUGAAUUGAAAAUAAAAUUUAAAAAUGACUGCCAACUCUGAUAACUAACUCAUGGUUCAUAUAAAACAUUUGGAUAAGUAAAAUAGCAUCCAUCGACAAUGGAUAUGGAUCCUGGAAUUAUUUGUUUUCAACAUUGUGGAUUGAAAAUUUUUUGUUUUAGUCUUCCAGACAAAUGCCCUUUAUGUAAAACUGAUUUUACCUCGGGCGGGUUAAAUCUUUUACCAUUUAGGGUACCGUAUCCAUUUGUAAGGGCCUCUCAACAUCCAUGUGCAGUUGUAAUAAAGCCUACAGUUGGUGACUUUUUAAAUGAUUACUAUAACUCUAUGGAUCUCCAUAUCGGUGUGACAACAUCAUCUGGAAUUAUUGUAGAAUUUGAUCAAUGUGGAUUACGUAGACAUAGUAAUCCACUAUGGGAACAAUGUUUAUUGCUGGGUCAAGUACCAAUAUCAUGGCGUGAACAUUGGGAUUUAACACUGUUAAGGGUAUGCAAACAAAAUUGUUGGAAUCAGAAAUCAUAUGAUGAGAAACUGUUCAAUUGUUAUACAUUUGUAUUAACAUUUUUAAAAGAAUUAGAAUAUGAUCAAAUGUCAAUUGCAGCUAGGUGUCGAAAUAUAUUUUGUGAAGAAUAUAUUGUACCUCGUACAACCAUUGCGGGAAAGUAUAUAUCGUUAUAUAGGAAAUUGAAAAAAGAUGUCUGUUUUGUUGAGAAUAUGUAAGGAGCACAAUCUCAUUUGACUAAAAAAGACAGAAAAGCGCUCGUGUAGCGGAGGAUAUAAUCAUAACUGAACAGUAUAUAUGGUCCCCCGAUACAGCAACACCGUCAUUUAAGGCUAUUUGGGGUAUACUUUUUCUUACACAGAGAGUGUGCUUCUUACCUCUACCUUCCAUAUAUGCCACAUAUACACUAAACUUUACUGUUAAAGAUAUAAUUGCCUUCAUUUGACUCGGAUAUCUUGAUAUGAUAUUAGGGAAUUUUGCUGCAUUUUUUCUACUGCAAUAGCACACUCUGGGAUUAUUCAGAAUCAUAGUUCGCUUUCAUUUUUAUAGAAAAAAAAAGCAUUUGCUUUUUUGUACCCUGUAUAUAUGAAAUAUAUGUCAAAGUGUACCAACUUUAGUGCCAAGUUUAUAACACUUAGAAAUAUUGAUGAUCCAAACAAAAUUUUGGUAUAAUUGUUCAUAAAAUCAAUUAAUUAGUUCAUAUCUAGAUGUGCGUCCGUCUGUCCGUGAUACGAUGACGAUAAUUAAAACGAAAAGAAAUAUUUAUAGAGUGCUAAGGACUUAAAAAGUGUGUUUGAGCUCGUAAAUGACCAGCAUAGGCUAAUUGGGUCUUGCGUCCGUGGGACCUAUCUUGUAAACCGUUAUAAAAAAUAAACAACUUUUGUUUGAAACAUUGUUUCGAAAAAAUUUUCAUUAUUAACCCGUUAGGGCGUAAAAUUUUGAUGUGUAUUUUCUCCAAAACUGUAAAAGACAGGGAACUGAAAAUUUGCAGUAGUUUCAACUAGUGAUCUUUUAAAAGAUUCUCGAAUAACAAAAACAAAAUUUUAGACAAAUUAAAAAUAAAUGACAAAACUGCUUUUAUAAAAUAACGAAAGUCAAAUUGUCACAGGUUCUUAGGGACUAUUCAUUCAUUACUUAAGCAUAAUUUUGAUGAUUUUUGACUUUUCACCCUCUCCCACGUACGCAUACAUAAGAUUUCUAGAAUGUUAAAACGAUGUUAAAAAAAGGAUCAGUAAUAUUAAAACUAAGUUUGACGUAGAUAAAGAAUUUUAUUCUUUAGCACAGAGUUUAUAAUCGAAAGUAGAACUGCACGUUAAAAAAAAUUUGGCUAGGCAGUUUCAAAUGAGGUGCUAUAUCCGUGGUUGAACAGUAGGCAUCUGUGAUUUGACUGAAAGUAUUUUAAACAAUUUAAAAUAAUUUAUUUUAUAUUUUAAAUAACCACAUACUGAAACUUGAAAACUCAUGUAUCAAUUGGAAAGACUUCUCAGUGAUAGAUAUUAUUUAUUUCUAAUUUAUUUAAACUUAAAUGAA